ACACACACACACACACACACACACACGCACGCACGCGCAGACAAAGGCAGAUAUGAGGUUUCGCGCGCGAAUGACAAACGCCAAGAACGUGGCGACCCUCACCAACAUUGUAACGGUGUUUCAGAAGGCAUGUAACUUCAAGCAGACGUGUCUGCGUAUCACACCAUCCAGACUUCACUUUACUGUGGACGAGGACUCUUUGAGCGAUUCCGAGCGCAUCUGGAUCGAAGUCUUGCAGGCCAACUUGUUUGAGUCCUUUGCCGUGCAAAGCUUGCAUCCACGAAGCGAAGUGUUGCUCCAGUUCAACCUCGACCACUUUGCCCGCGCACUGCGGUCUGCGUCAAACUGUCAUGAUUUGGUGAUCAAGCUGGCCAAGAAGCAGAACACGCCCUACCUCACCUUCAAAAUCGGCACGAUGUCAUCGACGGGGAUGACGCGGCAGAUUGUGCAGGAUGUGCCGGUGCUCGUGCGCCCUGCCGACGACAUUGACGCAAUCAUGCCGCCCGACCUCCCCAUUCCAGACGUGAACAUCUACAUGCCCGACAUCAAGCUGCUCCGCAACAUUGUUGACCGCAUGAAGGCCAUCGCGCAAGACAUUACGGUGCGCGCGAACAUGCGCGGGGAGCUGGAGCUGCUGGUGCAGUCUGAGAUUGUCACCGUCAAGACGUGUUUCAACAACCUGGACAACCCGCUCUGGCGCGACAACCAGACACCGACACACCCCCGCCCACCGGGAGCGUUUGCCUCUGCGAAGAUCAGCGCCCGCAAGAUUGCGCAAUUCAUUGGCGGCGCCUGUCUCGGCGACUCGAACAACCUCUUGCUCAGCAUUGGCUCACGGAACGUGAUUUUGUUUCUGCUGCACGAUGACCUGACCCUCACCUUCAUGCUGCCCAUUCUCUCAUAACCUGACGUGGUGAUUGUGCGUGUGUGUGUGUGUGUGUGUGUGUGU
Molecule: messenger RNA, 949 nt
Organism: Salpingoeca rosetta
Lineage: Eukaryota; Choanoflagellata; Craspedida; Salpingoecidae
Exons: 9
Coding region: 53-904 (283 amino acids)
Biological process (GO): mitotic DNA replication checkpoint signaling; mitotic intra-S DNA damage checkpoint signaling; meiotic DNA integrity checkpoint signaling
Cellular component (GO): site of double-strand break; checkpoint clamp complex; nucleolus
Source: RefSeq, a predicted model, not a curated record